ACAUGGUUGCAUCGAAAUCUCAGGGAGUUGAAACUGCAAUAGCGAAUUUGAGGAAAUGGGCGGAGGAGGAGGAAUAACAUACAAGGGAGUCACCGUACACACUCCGAAGACGUGGCACACCGUUGCCGGAAAAGGCUUGUGCGGCGUCAUGUGGUUCUGGAUUCUGUACAGAGCAAAGCAAGACGGUCCAGUAGUCAUGGGAUGGAGGCACCCCUGGGAUGGCCAUGGUGAUCAUGGUCACGGUGACCAUCACUAGGUCCCGUGGAACCUUUGAAGAAAAAACUUCUCUGUUUUGUUUCAGCUUCAUAUGUCGAAAUAAAGAUAACUGUGGAGAAGACGUUAAAUUGUUUUUGUACACACAUUUUGUAAGACUCGUUGCUUCCUGUUUUUUAGCUGCUACUGAUGAUAUUUGUUGUUUUGCUGUCUACAAAUGAAUUUGAAAUAAAUUCGAUUGGUAGAA
Raphanus sativus (radish) is the source of this 460-nucleotide messenger RNA. Its product is annotated as NADH dehydrogenase [ubiquinone] 1 beta subcomplex subunit 2. The transcript is spliced from 4 exons. Gene Ontology annotation, cellular component: mitochondrial inner membrane. Bases 56 to 256 code for a protein of 66 amino acids. The record is from RefSeq and is a predicted model, not a curated record. NCBI's taxonomy places the organism in Eukaryota, Viridiplantae, Streptophyta, Magnoliopsida, Brassicales, Brassicaceae.